CAAAAUACAUCUCAUGUUGAUUGACCUAGCUAUAUCACACGUGCAUCACCGUACGUGUCAUUGCUGUCAAGAUUCCAGUUGCUCAUCGCCAACUACAUCAAUGAAAGCUAUUUCCGAGCCUCAUGAUCCCUUUCGAUGCUCGAGCCGAAUUAAUAUAUUUGUAUGGAUGACAUCGCAGCAGUCCAAUCCACUUUUUUGCACCAAUAUUUUAGUUGAUUGAUGCGCUUAUGCAGGGUGUCAUGGCAAUGAACCAACAAACAUUUUGUCAGGUAUCUGACUUUUUCCCGUUUCAUUAACAUUACGAGAUGAUAUUAUCAGCGAUGGUUCUUCUCUUUGCCUCUUGAAUUGACAAUUGCAUUAUGAGAUGAUGUAAUAAUAAUUUUUCUGUCUGGGAUUCAUCAGCACAUAUGCUGAUAUUUUUGGAUUAUCUUAUUGCCGGUAAUCAUCUUGAACUGUAGCAAUGAUGACAGAAAGCUGGUCGCUGUCGGAGAAAGCAACUCAUGGCAGCAAAUGCAAGGCUGGAAGGGAAUUUGACCGGCUAAUUCUUGCUCUAUAUAUAAUAGAAGCUCUAGGAGUUGGUUUAAACAACUUCGAAGUUUGAACUGUAUUACAUCACCCAUUAUUCACAUCAUUAAUGUAGGCUUUCUUCUGCUAAAGGGGAAGAUCAAAGAUGGAUGUUUUGAUUGGAACCUCCAAGGCUUCUUGCCAUGUUCGCUCCAUCAGUUUGCCUUCAGAAUCCCAUCCCCUAACUCAGAGUGUUAAGGUGCGGUUGGGAAGGUUGAGAUCCUCAAAAGAAACAUCCUUAUUGAAUUGCCAAGGAUUAAGUGGCCUCCUCAAGAGUUUAUACGAAAGCGUGGACGAUUUUCUUCAAUUGCCACUCACCUACCAAGCUAUCUCAAAUGUGCACCAUCAAGGAUCGGUGGAUGAGGUCCUGGAUAGAUCUCUCAGGUUGCUAGAGGUGUGUGGCGCAACGAAAGAUAUCUUUUCACAGAUGAAAGAUUGCUUAAAGGACCUGAAGUCCUCCAUCCGGAGAAAGAGAGGAGAAUCUAGCUUGGCAGGAGAUAUCGAAGCAUUUAUGAUCUCUAGAAAAAAAAUGAAGGAAGUGAUCUCUAAGUCCAAGUCCUUUAGAAGUUUGAAGACAAUGGAGAAGGAUAUAUCAGUAGCCCAAGACAAAGACACAACCUUAGUGACCCUAACAAGAGAAGUUGAAGAGAUCAGUGUUGCUGUGUUUGCAUCCCUCUUGUCUUCUAUUUCUCUGACACCAAAAUCAAAGGGAAAUGGCUGGUCAGUUGUUUCAAAACUACUCAAGUCCAGAAGAACAGUUGAUGCCAAAGAAGUUGGAAUGAUAAAUGCCGAGGUUCUUCCCUGGAGAUCAAGCAAAGACAUUAGUCUUGUACAGGUCCAAAACUUAUUGAAACAUUUGGAGGCAUCACAGUCAAGUAUUCAAGAAGUAGAAGAGGAGUUGGAGUUCGCCUACAGGCUAUUACUGAAAACUAGAGUCUCUCUCCUUAACAUUCUCACCCACUAG
Molecule: messenger RNA, 1528 nt
Organism: Populus euphratica (Euphrates poplar)
Lineage: Eukaryota; Viridiplantae; Streptophyta; Magnoliopsida; Malpighiales; Salicaceae
Exons: 1
Coding region: 671-1528 (285 amino acids)
Biological process (GO): root development; shoot system development
Source: RefSeq, a predicted model, not a curated record